This is a messenger RNA of Ixodes scapularis (black-legged tick), 3315 nucleotides long. Its product is annotated as glycerate kinase. Bases 361 to 1899 code for a protein of 512 amino acids. The record is from RefSeq and is a predicted model, not a curated record. Gene Ontology annotation, biological process: protein phosphorylation. Gene Ontology annotation, molecular function: glycerate kinase activity. The transcript has 6 exons. Lineage: Eukaryota; Metazoa; Arthropoda; Arachnida; Ixodida; Ixodidae. Gene Ontology annotation, cellular component: cytoplasm.
AAGAACGAAAGAGGAAAAUUUACGCUGCGGAUAACGCCACGCGCUCCGUAGGCCACGAAGUCGAUUAUUUGACGUGUUUCGUUGGUUUCGUUCUCUUUGGAACGAAACAGACUUCGCCUAGUGCCUCGCAGAUAUUUCGAGCCGUUUACUGCCGGGUUCCAACCAGGUUCGGCAUUGGUUCAUUCUACUCGAGUCUUUUGACGCGUUCCGGCGUCCACCCGGCGUUGAUCUAGCAGACUCGCGACGGUGCGAGAAGGCAACAGUGGCAAUCAGCUGUGCGGUCGCGGUCCCGCCGCCCGGCGCCCGGACGCCCGGACCACGACCAACUGCCCGGACGACCGCGAAGUUUCGGAAGGCGUCAUGGCGUCGGCGGCGGCGUCUUCUUCCCUGGGCGUGCUGCGGCAGCAGGCGCGGGCCAUGCUGGAGGCCGGCAUCCAGGCGGUGCUCCCGGGCGCGCUGGUGGCGAAGGCCAUGCGCCGGGAGGGAAAUACCCUGUACCUGGGCAGCCAGCAGGUGCUGCCGCUGGCCCACAACGUGUACCUGGUGGGGUUCGGCAAGGCGGUGGGCGGCAUGGCCCACGUCGCCCAGCAGCUGCUCGGAGACCAUCUGAUCCGGGGGGUGGUCAGCCUGCCUGUGGGCACCAGGCACACGGCAGAACUCUUGCACAAGCCGGAGAUGGUCCCUCGGGAUCCGGUGCAGGUGUACGAGGGGGCCCAGAACAACCUUCCGGAUGACGCCGCCAUGGCGGCCGCCACGGCCAUCGUGACACUCGUCUCUCGCCUGCAGGCCACAGACCUGCUGCUGGUUCUCAUAUCGGGGGGAGGCUCUGCUCUGUUGCCACUGCCUCUGGAGCCCCUGACCCUGAAAGAAAAGGUGGCCACUAUACAGCUCCUGUCCCAGGGGGGUGCCAAGGUCCAGGAGAUUAACUCCGUGCGCAAGCGCCUCUCCGUAGUCAAGGGAGGAAACCUGCUGCGGCACACUCGGGCAAGGGUGGUGUCCCUGAUCCUGUCUGACGUGGUGGACGACCCCUUGGAAGCAAUAGCAAGUGGCCCCACAGUGCCCAACCUGGAGGACGAGGGGCUGGCACUGCGCAUCAUUGACAAGUAUGGGCUGCGCACCAAGGUGGCGCCCAAUGUGGUGAUGCUGCUGGAGCGCCACCUGCACCAGGACAUGAAUCAGCCACAGACCGCCAAGGCAUUCAACCUCCUCAUCGGCAACAAUAAGGUGGCGGCACGGGCGGUUUGCGCCACGGCGCGCCAGCUUGGCUACCAGGCGCACCUGCUGACGACCUCGCUGCAGGGGGAGGCACGCGAGGUGGGCAAGGCGUUUGCCCUGCUGGCCUCAUACCUGUGCCACGAGGAGCCCCCGGAGGGACGCCACUUCUCCAUCUCGGAGGUGACGCCAGUGCUGCAGGUGCGCUACCGGGACCUGGCGCAGCUGAAGGAGUCGGCGAGCCUCUCCUUCUCCCGGGGCCGCCCGGUGUGUGUGGUGGCCGCGGGCGAGACCACGGUGCACGUGCGGGGUUCCGGCCUGGGGGGCCGCAGCCAGGAGAUGGCGCUGUCGGCCGCCCUCGUCCUGGACGCCCUCUUUCCGACCCCCGGGGAGGCCCUCGGCGACCCCCUCUUCCUGGCGGCCGGCACCGACGGCGCCGAUGGCCCCACCGACGCCGCCGGGGCCGUGGCCCACCCGGGCACGGUGCGCGAGGCCAGGGCCCAGGGGCUGGACCCCGCGGCCGCGCUCGAGAACAACGACUCGCACGGCUUCUUCCGCGCCUAUGCGGGCGGGGCCGACCACGUGGUGACUGGCCCCACGGGCACCAACGUCAUGGACCUGGACCUGCUGCUGCUGUGGCCGCGCUUUAUUGGAGGGGCUCGGCAAGCUCCCGCAGACCAGGCCUGAGCCGGCCGUCCGACGCCGUGAGCACCACGCUGGGGACCAGCCCCAGCUGGAGCAGGCUGGCAUCCGGCUGGUCCAGCCGCUGGCCCCCGGGGGACAGCAGCUCCGGCCCCUCCGGGGGACGCUCCUCGAGCUGGUCGAGCAGGAAGGCGUGCACUGCUGCCAGCCGCUCGUGCACCGAGAACGUGCCCUGCGUGGAAACGGGCGUGGUUCUGCGAAAGGCCGCCAGCACGCUCUGCGGAAGAAUGGUCUCGACGCUGCGUGGGCUGCCGGGACCGCUUACGCAAUCUACGAUUGCUUCGUUGUGCGAUUGCCCCGAUUAACCCGGAGUUCCAAGCUGUCCAUAUGGAUAGCCUAUAUCCAUGUUGCUAGGCUAUGCAAGUGGAUAGCGUAUAUCCACGUUGACAAUAUGCACCUAGAGGGGCUGGAUCACCCACCUCGACGAGCAGGCCACAGGGUAGGCGGAUGCGGACCAGCGCAUACUUGUACUGGGACAGGUCGCGCCGCUCGUCCCGUUCCCGCAUGGCCUUGGUCCGCAGCAUCUGUCGGACCUCCACCUCCUUUGUCCUACGCAGUCGGAGGAUCCUUUUUUAAUACGGGAGCGGUACCAAGAAUGGGGUGCCCAAUGGCUAGAGAGGGAAGCUUAGAUGCAAUCAUACAUAAUUUUUACAUAUUAAAACCAUUUCAGAAUAAAGAAUAUUUGUUUACCCUAUUAGGAUUUCUAUUAUAUAUGAAUCACUCGAGCGCUUGUUCCAGGAUUAUAAGCUUGUAUUUACUGUAAAGAGACAGAUAAGCUUGUAAUGCUGAUUAAGGCAUUUAAGUACUGAUUAGUAAAAAAAAAAUACUGACAAAGCGAAGAUAUUUUUUCGCAAGUUGACUUUAGUAAUAAAGUGUUUUCAACACUUCAGGAAAAUUUGUCACAUACGAACAUAUGGAAUACAAACAAGCAUGUCCCAUUAGAAUAAUAAAGCUGACAAUUAACGGGCUUUUCAAACAUUUAUUUUGAUUUUAUCGUUCUAGAGCAAAAGCUUAUUGGAAAAAUUUGGUUAUUUCUGACCUAAACAAUAUCCGUGCCGAUAAUAGGUAGUUGAUGCAACCUUAGAAAUAAAAUGUUAGAGACAAGGAUGGCAAUCAGAGCCUCGGGAGAAAAACGUUUUGUAGUUUUGAAGGAUAAAAUAUUGAACAGAGAAUUAACUCCCCGAUUUUUUAAAUAUUUUUCCUCUUUUAGAGGUUAGCUGGAAGCACGGGGCAAUUAAUCUCAAUGUGCCAGCAAUCCCCCUGGCCACAUACAUACAAGUUACUUGACUGAGCUUGUGCACAUCCACAAAGGUGCUACUACAAAGUCCGUAGACUUGCGUUUUCGAUUUGUACAAUUGCCUGGGUGAAGACUCGAGAAUAAAGAAUAAUUUUUUUACAGAC